Messenger RNA from Colletotrichum abscissum, 297 nucleotides. RefSeq lists its product as uncharacterized. The coding region runs from base 1 to 297 and encodes 98 amino acids. Lineage: Eukaryota; Fungi; Ascomycota; Sordariomycetes; Glomerellales; Glomerellaceae. The record is from RefSeq and is a predicted model, not a curated record. The transcript has a single exon.
AUGGUCAAGCUUUCCCUCCUCGCCCUCAUCACCCCGGUGAUGGCCGUCAAUUGGGUCACCAUCUCGGCCAAGGGAGACGGAUCUUUCGACCAGUUCAACGCCUGGGCCAAGCGGACGUGCCAGAACGACCAGAAGGGACAGGUCUACAGCUCUUCUGACAUUUACGGCGACCUGUCGCUCAACUGCUACAACGUCCCGCAGAGCUGGUGCGACUCGUACAAGGGAGGCAAGAACUACCACCCUAGUGGAGUGUCUUUUACCAGCCCCAAGGCUGGAGCUUGCUAUCAGCAGUCAUAG